AUGGGGUCCUCUGUGCAGCCGUCCCGCUUUUUAGACGGUGAGAAUUCGAACUUAGUGAAUGAAAGAUCAAAACAAAUGGCCGCUAUUCUCGGCCUCUUUGCCAUGCUAGUCUCUGCUCUCUCUCUGUACAUGUUCGGGGAACUGUGGAAUGUCGCACAGGACCAGCGGUUCAGCUCGUGGCGCGUCGGCUUCAUCCUCCAGAAGCUAUUCCCCUUCAAGAGGACCUUCGAUGUGAAUUUGACGCACAUCCUUCUGUUUACCAUCGCCGUCUUGAUGUUGAGCCUGCGGCCUGAAGCUCCACCAGCGCUUGAGGAGACAGCGCCCAGCCGCCGCAGAGAGAAGGCUACGCGAGUGGAGACGGAGGAGGUGCCCAGUGCAGCCCCUGCUGCUGCUGCUACUCACAAGAGCAGCAGAAGAUAA
Molecule: messenger RNA, 420 nt
Organism: Eimeria acervulina
Lineage: Eukaryota; Apicomplexa; Conoidasida; Eucoccidiorida; Eimeriidae
Exons: 4
Coding region: 1-420 (139 amino acids)
Source: RefSeq, a predicted model, not a curated record